GGUCAUUGAUAUGGCUUCGGCGCGACGGUCAUGCAGGAAUAAUCCUGACGUUUUCUGCUACAUCUGCGGAGAAUACACGCUGUCAGUGGACAGGAAGAACAUCACAGGAUUUGUGAAGCGCGCCUACCAGGCUUACUUUGAAGUCAAGCUGGGUGACCAAGAUAAGUCCUGGGCACCGCACACGGUGUGCAAGACGUGCGUGGAAUACCUCCGGCGGUGGACGAAGGGCGCGAAAACUUCACUGAAGUUUGGGAUUCCGAUGGUUUGGAGGGAGCCGUUUGACCAUGCAUCGGAUUGUUACUUCUGCGCCAUCAAUACUACUGGCAUCAACCGGAAGAAUCGGCACAGCCUCCAGUACCCCGACCUUCCAUCUGCCCGCCGUCCAGUUGCUCACUGCGAAGAAAUUCCUGUACCAGCGUUCAGAGAGCUUCCUGACAGCGACGACGAGACCACCACUAUAGACGAGGGAGGAGAUACAGAAGAGGAGUAUGGUCCGCAGCCCUUUUCACAAGGUGAGCUUAAUGAUCUGGUUCGGGAUCUCAGCUUGUCGAAGACUUCCUCCGAGCUGUUGGCCUCUAGACUCAAAGAGAAAAAUCUACUUGGCGAGGACGCGCGUAUCACUUUCUUUCGUAGAAGGCAUGAGGACUACAUGGGCUACUUCUGCCAGGAGGAAGACCUCGUGUACUGCCGAGAUGUCGCCGGUCUUUUUGUUAAACUCGGCGCUUCUCAAUACGAUCCGAGAGAUUGGCGACUUUUCAUUGACAGCUGCAAGCGCUCUUUGAAGUGUGUGCUCCUCCACAACGGGAACCAGUUCGCCUCAAUCCCUCUUGCGCACUCCACAACUCUCGAAGAGAACUAUGAAGCAGUGAAGUACGUGCUCGACAAAAUCCAAUAUGAGCAGCACCAAUGGAUCAUCUGCGUCGACCUCAAGAUGGUGAACCUGAGUAAUGCAGAGACAGCACGAAAAUUGGCGCAAGAGAAAACGAGGAAAAUCCAGAGGGCGGUGCGGACAGCGAAGGAAAGGAUCGCCCUGGCACAAAGGAGAAGGAACAGCAAGUAUCGGAGAGGAGGAGAAGCUUUCCAGGGACGCAGGGAACGGCACGCGCACACCUCUUCGACGGUCGACGCGACACAGACAACCUCCAGGAAGAUUACAAGUCGAUCCCAGCAGAACUGA
Molecule: messenger RNA, 1177 nt
Organism: Eriocheir sinensis (Chinese mitten crab)
Lineage: Eukaryota; Metazoa; Arthropoda; Malacostraca; Decapoda; Varunidae
Exons: 3
Coding region: 11-1177 (388 amino acids)
Source: RefSeq, a predicted model, not a curated record